CCCCCCACUUGGCCCAGCUCAGCGCCUCUCCCUUGAGUCCUCCCACUGGAGGGGCAAUAAAGUGGGGGGAGGGAGACGUUUCAGCAGCAGUCUGCGCCUCCCCCCGCCCCGGGCUUUUCUGACUCUGGGGCCCGGAGCCUCCGGCCGGUGUGGCCCCAGCUCAGUUCUUGCCCCCCAGGGCCCAGCCCCACAGCGGCUGCCUGGUUUGGCACAGGGUUGGCCUGGUAGGCGGGUUGGGGGACCAGGUGCUGACUUCAUGUCUGAGUUAUCACCCAGGUGAAUCAUUAACACCUUGCAAUAAAGUACCUGGACUUGCAAAACUGCCUGUCAAGGACACAUGCUCCCCACCCUUCUCCAGGGACUGGGGGGGGGGGCUUCCCCAGGAUGGGACCUUCUCCCACCUCCUCCCCCCCCCCCAAAGCCCCAUCCCAUCAUGCCUCAGUCUGUAAUAUCAUCGUGGGGCUCUGAUGCGCCGAAUGGACCUGCUGCAGAAAUGCAGCUACCGCUGGGGCGGAGCGUGGCAACUCUAGGGAAGGGAAGGGGAACCGAGUGUCUGGCGGGAGCUGGGAACGGGCCAGCCAAGGGCCAGGGGUAUUUUAAUAACCCCGAGCCACUCAGACCUCCCGAAAGACGUGUCCUCCAGCAGCCCCGCGCCCCCAGCACGCUGGGUGGGACGGGAACUCCAGUGCCUCAUUAGCACCAAGCCCUGAAGCCAGAUUUCUCCCAGGGUGGGGGGUCUUAUGUGCCCCUGCUUAGCCUGCAAGACAGGAUCUGCAGCGCGGGGGGGGCUCAGGCCCAGUCAUCAUGGGGGGGGGAUUUGACACCCCAGUAAUUAGCUUUGUUACCUUGCUCAGACCGGAUAGUGGGCGGGGGGCCAAAUCUGGGUCUGGGAUCCCUGGGCGGCUCCUGGACUGUCCAGCAGCCUGGAGAGAGACGUUCGGGCAGGUGAAACUGGGGACGCCUUGCCCCCCCCCGGGGCCCAGCUGGGCCAAAGAGCCGCAGGCUGAUGGCCCAUCUCCUCCUCCCAGCCAGCGGCAGCCCCCCUGCCGCCCGCGGGCCAGACGUGGCUUCCUGGCCGGGGAGUUCCAAGGCCGCCAAGCAGGAGAAGUUGCACCUUCACCUCCUGGCCCCGCAGCCGAUCGCUCCACACCCCCGCGCGAGGCCGAUGACCAGAACCGAGACCGGCAGCCGGUGCCCGCUGGUACCAAAGUGAGUGCAAGACGCCCUGUCCCGGGCCGUUCCGGUCAGUUCCCUCCUGACCCCGGAGAGCGGCCGUCGCACACGCCCAGCUCCCUGCCCGUUGCCUCCGGCUGGCCAGUCCUUGCUGCGAGCCGGGCGAGGGACGAGCCGGUGCCGCUAACCAGUUGUGCUACCCCACGACUGCGCCUGCUUCGCCGCGGGACGGACACGGCCAAGGAGGAACAAGCAGCAACAGGUGGGUUUUGA
This is a messenger RNA of Trachemys scripta elegans, 1446 nucleotides long. RefSeq names its product WAS/WASL-interacting protein family member 1-like. The record is from RefSeq and is a predicted model, not a curated record. Bases 805 to 1446 code for a protein of 213 amino acids. NCBI's taxonomy places the organism in Eukaryota, Metazoa, Chordata, Testudines, Emydidae. The transcript has 2 exons.